This is a messenger RNA of Ruditapes philippinarum (Manila clam), 2169 nucleotides long. RefSeq lists its product as uncharacterized. The annotation marks the transcript as partial. The transcript is spliced from 2 exons. The record is from RefSeq and is a predicted model, not a curated record. NCBI's taxonomy places the organism in Eukaryota, Metazoa, Mollusca, Bivalvia, Venerida, Veneridae.
AAAAAACAAAGAGUAGGCUACUAUGAUACAUAUUAUUAUGUAAAGUUCUAUUCUUUUAAAGGGUGUCAAUCUUAUUGUUCCAAUAAUUGGAUUUAUUUGGUACAUGUAUCAACUUCAAGAUUUCUUUCUUUAUUUUCAGCAAUUGAAGAAACCUUGAAAAAAGCCCAGUCUGCCAAAAACUUUGACUGGACAAUAAGUCUUUCUGAACAUCUACUGAGAAAUUUAGCAGUUAAUCAAGCAUUUGUUGUUAACAACCGCUACUCUGGUAGAUCCAGCAUAUGUACAUGUUGUAAGGAGGCUAUCACGGUAAAAUUUGGAGACACAAGUAUUGGUUGCACUUCUGUCUGGCAUGGAAAUGUAGACAUUAUUUUGGGCUCUGAAGUACCUGUAACAGCUGUAGAUGAUGAUGAUGAUGAUGAUGAUUUAUAUGAAGGAAAUAAGUCAUCUUUUGAAAUAAAGCCGUCGGCAGAAUUUCCGGCAAAACACCGAGAUCAGUUGAUCGCACAGUCAAUUGUGUAUUCCUUCCUGCUGAAAAAAGAAAGGCCGGCCUAUGAACAUUUCCUGAUUCCAAGCAUCGGUAUUGCUAAAUCACAUAUUGUUCUUUUCCUGUAUGACAGUGAACAUGAUAUUUUACUGGAAAGUAAUGUGAUAAAAUUGUGGACGCCAGGUGGUCACAUUAUUACAUCAUCUGUUAUAGCACUUUGGCUUGCAAUCAAUUUUGGUUUUACAUGUACUGGAAUAACAGAACACAUGAAGAAUACUUCUUUCCAUGCUGACUUUCCUACGCAGGUUCGAAAUGAAUUGAAAAUAUAUCAGGCUUGCCUUAGCUUUGGCUGUGGUGCUGGGACUGUAGUUAAGGAAAUGUUUGAGCCAGAAAUUUAUGACAUUUUUUUUUAAUUUGCAUUGAAUUUCUUGAUAACGCUCCUUUCAAGUUGACGCAUAUUGCUUUGAACAUGGAGUCUAGUGGUCAUUUGCCCCUCAUUACUGAUUCAGAAAUCUUGUGGCAUGAGUAGUCAGUCACAUGCUGAGAAGUUGGUACUUACUGGUUAGUUAUCCAGGAAAUCAUGUAGGCCUAGAGCAUGGACAGGCAAAAUAUGACCAAAAAUGUGUUUAAAAUGGCAUAAAAGUCAAACAUCUAAGGCAAUUUGUGGGUCAGUCUGUUCAGGAAAUGUUCCAAUGAAUUUGUCAUAGAGACUUGAUCACCUGGUUCAUUAGCAACAGAUUGUUACUGUUGCUUUAAACCAGCACGCUUCCAGAUUUAUGCUUAUUCUCAUGAAAAUUUUGAAAAUGUAUUUGAAUGUGUAAUAAUGUGAAUUAAUCAAAAGGAAGCAAUUUACACAUUAUCAAUGGCACUGACCAACCACAUAAAUCAUCAAAAAGUGGUCAAAAUAUGCAUAAAUGGCAUUAACUGCAAUAGUAAAACAGUAGAAAUAUAGUUGCAAAAUACUGAAAAAUCAGUCAUUAACCGCACAUAAUAUGUAAAAUAUUAUUCGAAUCUUGAAACUUUUUACUUUCCUUACAUCUUAGUACAUUUUUCUCAAGUUUGAUUUUAUUGAAAUAUUUUGACUCAUCUGGAGGCAUGUAGCUUUAAAGGUCACUUAAGUCAAAGUCAAAGGUCACUGUCAAUGUCAUUACAGUGUUUCCAAUCAAAAGCUCCAGUAUGCUUUGGCCCCUAGAUCAUUUUAAACUAUGUGUGAAGGUUAUACAGUUAUGUGCAUGAUCUGUUUUGGAAUCCCUCCAUCAAAGGUCAAGGUCACUGUUACCCAGUUUGCAACUGUUACAAUGGCAGUAUAAUAAAAUUGUUUAUACCAUAGGUAUUUCCAGUUAGUCAAUUAUAUCAGCAUUUUUGGUUGCAAAAUUAAUACUUCAGUCAAACCUGUGAUAAAAGGCCAUCCAAACAAGAGGCUGAACAUGGUCUUUAUAGAAAAGUGGUUUGUUUUUAAUUGGAGGUAAAAUAACCAUCCAAAGAAGAGGCUGAAAAGGUCUUUAUAGAUAAGUGGUCUUUAUCUGGAGGUAAAAUUAUUGAUGAUUUUUCUAUGUAGUCAAGAAAGGUUCGUCAAAGAGCGGUCUUUAUGCACAGGAUGAUCUUGAUUUUGAAGGUGGUCUUUUAUACAGGUUUGACAGCUUCCAUACAGAAUGUUUAUUGUUCCAUAAAGGAAGGACUGCAAU